AUGAUGGGCGCGCGCGCGACGACGACGACGACGGCGACGGCGACGGUGACGCGGAAGACGACGACGACGCGCCGAAGCGCGGCGGCGGCGCGCGCGACGCGAGGGGACGACGAAACGAUCGCGGCGAAGGUUAAAAAUUUCGCGAUCGCGACGACGCUCGCGACGACGCUGAGCCUCGGCGCGGUGACGAGCGACGCGAAGGCGGGGGAGAUUGAAAUUCUCGCGACGCCGGCGCCGACGGCGGGGUACAUCGUGGACGACGCGGGAUUGAUGUCGAGGUCGACGGCGACGGCGGUGAACAAGACGCUGAAGGAGCUGGAGGACGCGACGGGAUUUCACGUGAACGUGAUCACGGUGAGAAAAUUGGUGUUUGAGACCGAUCCGUUCGCGUUUGGGGAUAAGGUUUUGGAGACGUGGUACCCGACGGUGGAGGAGGGGAACGAUAAGGGUAACUUGUUGCUGGUGAAGUCGACGAAGGACGGCGCGUUGGUGGGGGGGCCAAAAUUUUUGAAACAGGUUGGCGAUCCUUUGAUUGACAGCGUUUUGACGAGCAACUACGGUAUUAAUCUCGAGCAAGAAAAGUAUAACGAAGCGUUGACGUCGUCGGUGAAGCGCAUCGCGGCGGUGCUCGAGGGCAAGGACGAUCCCGGCCCUCCGGCAAAGUUUGAGGCGCAAAAGGGAAGCAACUUCAAGACGAAGAGCGAGACGAGCGAGAAGCGUGACGUGUUCGCGAACGUCGUCAUCGGCUUGCUCGUCAUCUCUUUCGUCGUGCCGAUGUUGCAAUACGCCGGUUACGUCGUCGGUGACCCGGACUUUGACGAAUAA
Ostreococcus lucimarinus CCE9901 is the source of this 825-nucleotide messenger RNA. RefSeq lists its product with no specific name. The record is from RefSeq and is a predicted model, not a curated record. The transcript has a single exon. NCBI's taxonomy places the organism in Eukaryota, Viridiplantae, Chlorophyta, Mamiellophyceae, Mamiellales, Bathycoccaceae. The coding region runs from base 1 to 825 and encodes 274 amino acids.